Molecule: messenger RNA, 345 nt
Organism: Peromyscus eremicus (cactus mouse)
Lineage: Eukaryota; Metazoa; Chordata; Mammalia; Rodentia; Cricetidae
Product: developmental pluripotency-associated protein 5A-like
Exons: 1
Coding region: 1-345 (114 amino acids)
Biological process (GO): regulation of gene expression
Cellular component (GO): cytoplasm
Molecular function (GO): mRNA binding
Source: RefSeq, a predicted model, not a curated record
AUGGAAAGCUACCUGACCCGUACAGAUAUCCCGCCAUGGGUGAAAAUUCCCGAAGAUCUGCAAGAUCCAGAAGUAUUCCAAGUACUGACUCCGCUGCUAAAUUCUCUGUUUGGCCCACAAGGAUCUCGAAUCCCUUACAUAGAGCAGGUGAGCCAGGUCAUGUUUGUGCUGAAGACUCUGGAAUCUUCCGAACUCACCGAGGUCUUAGUUUAUGGCUCUCACAACAACAAGCUUCGGGCCAAAUGGAUGCUUCAAUCCAUGGCUGAGAGGUACCGCCUUCGCCAGGAGAGAGGAAUGCUCAAGCUGGAGGAAGCCAUGAAGACCCUGGAACUAGGCCGGUGUUGA